ACGGCCGGCGAUUCUCAUAUCAAUAAAAAACGGCAUGGUAUGCGCCGCAGCACAGCAAACGUCGCAGCUGCGGACACAGCCUGAGUCGGAAGGCCCACGUCACAUAAGCUUCCAAAAUGGAGGGGACUCCCCCCAGCAACACCAACACAAGCAACCACCACCGCCGCUGCCGGGACCGCCGCUCCCGUCCCCAGAACCUUAACGCCCAUAAGCGCAUCCGCGAAGAGGGCGAGAGCUCUGGUUCCGCCUGCAGCAUCUCCCCUGCGGCCCCCCCCGUCCGCCAGCCCUCCGAGGACGACGGCGGCGGGGAGACUGAGGCAGAGGGCACGGCCGACGGCUUCGUGAUCCUCCUCGCCGAGCCCGUGCCGUCGAGGCGCGUGCGGGACGCGCACUGCCCGUCGCACGGAUCUGUAUCCCUAGUGGGAAGGCGGAGGAACAUGGAGGACGCAGUGGUCGAGGUGACGGGGUUCGCGGCGGGCGGGUACGGAUACUUCGCGGUGUACGAUGGGCACGGAGGAGCAACAGUAGCGCAGGCGUGCCGAGACAGGCUGCACGUGGCGGUCGCAGAAGAGGUGGGGCGGCGGAGGGCAGCGGGGGAGGGGGAGGGGGUGGACAUGUGGAGGCGGGCGUUGGUAGCGGGGUUCGCGCGGGUGGAUGAGGAGGUGAUGGGGGAGACAAGGCAGCUGCGACAGGGGAUGGUGGGGUCGACAGCGGUGGUGGCGGUGGUGGCGGAGAAGUGGAUAAUAGUGGCCAACUGCGGUGACUCCAGGGCUGUGCUCUCACGUGGCGGAGUGGCCGUGCCCCUCUCCAUGGAUCACAAGGUCUACUUCUUCCUUCCUAUUCCUUUCUUUCUCUAGGAGGGGAAGAAAGGAAACUUAUUUUAGGCUUCCCUAUUAUUUUUAUUCUCUUAAAAUUGUGAGUAUAUGCUUUAUUACAUGUGAUUCUGAUAUACUAUAUAACUUUAAUAUUGUGUAGUGUGUUCUUAGUCCUCUAAUGCAGAAUAGUAGACAAACUUCUUCA
Molecule: messenger RNA, 1020 nt
Organism: Musa acuminata AAA Group (dessert banana)
Lineage: Eukaryota; Viridiplantae; Streptophyta; Magnoliopsida; Zingiberales; Musaceae
Product: probable protein phosphatase 2C 8
Exons: 1
Coding region: 117-857 (246 amino acids)
Biological process (GO): peptidyl-threonine dephosphorylation
Cellular component (GO): nucleus
Molecular function (GO): cation binding; protein serine/threonine phosphatase activity
Source: RefSeq, a predicted model, not a curated record